Falco peregrinus (peregrine falcon) is the source of this 3943-nucleotide messenger RNA. It is a transcript of the gene ST3GAL1, whose product is annotated as ST3 beta-galactoside alpha-2,3-sialyltransferase 1. The record is from RefSeq and is a predicted model, not a curated record. Gene Ontology annotation, molecular function: beta-galactoside (CMP) alpha-2,3-sialyltransferase activity. NCBI's taxonomy places the organism in Eukaryota, Metazoa, Chordata, Aves, Falconiformes, Falconidae. The coding region runs from base 689 to 1717 and encodes 342 amino acids. The transcript is spliced from 7 exons.
AGCGGGCAGGAAGCCCUGCCGGGGAGGGAAGGGGAGGGACGGGGCGCCUGGAGAGGCUCCGCGGGCAGCGCCGCCACACAGCGAGGCAGCGGCGGCGGCGGCAGCAGCAGCAGCGAUCGCCCUUCCCCGGCCAUGGGGCUCGCCGGCCCGCCGGCCCCCCGCGUCCCACCGUUGCAAACUGCUCUCCAUGGCUUAAAUGGACAUCAAAGCAUAUCUCUUUGCUGGAAUGUACACCCCUGGAUGAUCUGAUCCUUCGAGAACUAACUUCCAAGAAAAAAAAAAAACCAGCACUCCCCUCUUCUUUCUACAGUUUGCUUACUUUAAUUUACACACAGAAAACCUACAUUUCAAAGCUGAUAUUGCUCCCCUGUAAAUCAUCUAGUACGUGGAAGGACAAAGGUCUGUCUUCGUUGAACCCCCAUUGGGAGAAGUUAGCAGCAGGUCACAAAGAGCUGGAAGAGACUUUGGAAGCACUGUGAGAAGGUGAAAUACCCAGCUUUGCUUUUUUUAAGCCCAUUUGGGGGAAAUGAAGAUUAUUCCUUUGUGGAUGGGGGUAGUGCAGUCGGUAUGUUCAGCCUAAGCCCGGGUUGGUAACUGGCAGGCACCUGCAGCACCCUUCGCUUUUUGCCUUACACUGAAUCCUACAUCAUACUUGGUCAGCUGCACCGGCAGACACCGAGUGAGAAAGAUGGUUGUUGUACGGAGGAGGAACGUGAAAAUGUUUACCUUUGCCUUUUUGCUCAUCACACUAACGUCAUUUCUGCUGAACUACACAAACCAGGUGACCACAACCACCUGGGAUCUCAGACAUGUCAUCAUGCAGUUUUCAGAGCAAGUCCAAAAACUCUUCAAAUACCCCAGGAGACCAUGCAGCUGUCACACGUGUGUUUCUGAGCUGGGAUGCUCCCUCUGGUUUGAUCAGAGAUUUAAUUCAACUAUGCAACCUUUCCUGACCUCACAAAAUGCCUUGAUCCCAGAAGACAGCUACAGGUGGUGGCUGAAAUUGCAAGGAGAGAAAACUCCGAAGAAUAUUAAUGAAACGCUCAAGGAAUUGUUUGAGAUCAUUCCGGGGGAUGGGGAUCCACUGCAGGAGCAAGGCACUUACACAUGCAGACGAUGUGCUGUCGUGGGCAACUCUGGCAACCUUCUGCAAUCUCAGUAUGGCCAAGAUAUUGAUUCCCAUGACUUUGUGCUCAGAAUGAACCGUGCUCCCACCGCUGGCUAUGAAUCAGAUGUCGGGAGCAAGACCACUCACCACUUCGUUUACCCCGAGAGCUACAAAGAGCUGGCAGAAAAUGUGAGCAUGAUCUUGAUCCCCUUCAAAACACUGGACCUACGCUGGGUUGUCACCGCUCUCACCACAGGCACCAUCAACUUCACGUAUGUUCCAGUUCCACGGAAAAUCAAAGUCAAAAAAGAAAAGAUCCUGGUUUAUAAUCCAGCUUUUAUGAAAUAUGUCUAUGAAAACUGGCUCCAGCAUCAUGGGAGAUACCCCUCCACAGGCCUUCUGUCUUUGGUGUUUGCACUCCACGUAUGCGACGAGGUGAACGUGUACGGGUUUGGAGCAGACAGCAAAGGACACUGGCAUCAUUACUGGGAAAACAACGCUUCAGCUGGGGCUUUCCGGAAGACAGGUGUCCACGAUGGAGAUUUUGAAUUCAAUGUAACGUUGACUCUUGCCUCCAUUGAAAAAAUAAAUUUUUUCAAGGGCAGAUGACCCUGGCCACAGCGAGAAGCGGGGGCUGCAAUUUCCAACAUGCAGCAGAACAAAGCUCAGUGAGGAUGAUCUGGGCACCAGCCAGGUUUGAAUGCGUGGGUUCGGAGUGUCUCACUGCUGCGAUGCUCACUGCUGGGAGCUUGGCUGAGGACUGGCUUCCACGCUGCACGUGAUUUCCUAUCUACCGAUAGCUGGGAACUACCAAACAGCUGUGGGAAUAAAUGAAUCUCUUCUUAGGCUCUAUGGCUUGAUUCUUGAAUUACUGAUGAAGGACCUGCCUGUUGCAAUUAGGGGAAACCUGGGCACAGGAGCUGCUGUUUGUGUCUCCAUUCUUUCCUCAAGUAAGGCAGGAGGUCCUUGAAGAAGAGUGAAAACAACUUCUGGUACUUGAGACCCACUAGGGCAGCUGUGAACAUCAUAGUAAGGAUUACCUCAAAGAAAUGUAUUCACUUCUGCAGUUCUUUUUGAACUGUCUCUUCUGUUUCCUCUAUUACUUCUAGUUUCAUGCUGUAUUAAGGAAAAACAGGAUGAAGUUGCCUGGAGUAGUAAAUAUUUCAAACAUCGCCUCAUUCUGCAUUGAUAGUAUCUAGAAAAUACAGAUGAAAUCAUCUCUGAUCAUAUAUUAUUUAAUAUUGCUUCCUAUGCAGCCAUAAUGAGAGAGAAAACAAUACUGAAAACUCCAGCAAAAAAAUGGCCUUUUCAGCCACUUGUUUGUUUGUCUUGUUUGGUUAUAUAUAAUUCUUACGUCUUUCUUUUUUUUUUUUUUUUGAAAAUACUCUGGAAUGCUCAUUUUUAUUUAAUCUGUUUAAGGAUGGAAAGUGGACUUUUUGCUUUCAGUCGUUUAUAUGUGCCUUUUAUAAUUGUGCAACACGUGAUUUUUUUUUAAGAUGACAAACCCUAAAUUAAACUUUUUUAUAAAAGGGGGGAAAAUUAACCAAAGUUUAGCCUCCGUGUGGUAUACUUUUAUAGUCAAAACCAAUAAUAACAGCUCCUAUAUUGCUUUUGAGCAGACACAAAUGAGUCUAAUUUUUAAAGGUAGCUUUUACCUUUUUUUUUUUUUUUUUUUUUAAUGGGAAAAUAUCCGAAAGAUCCAAGGAAACUUUUCUUCUUAUUUUUUUACAGAUUUAGAAAGUGGUAUCUCUUUACAAGGUCCCUAUUUGAAAUGGAAGAAAUAUCAUGGGUUGGGAUAUCAGCUAGUAAUACAGUAGGAAUCUUUUGCCCUGUAUCAGCACCUACAAGGAGCCAAUCUACGCAAGCUGAUCCUACAGUGUAAGCCAGACUUCAAAAUUAUGUGCCUCUCUGGAGGAAUGAGUGAAUUAAUGUCUGUACUGCUAGGCAGCAAGAGGAGGGAAGUGACAGUGGAAGUUUUAUAUCCACAGAUUUUUUUUCUGGAAUCAACAUAUUUAAUCCUCAAGGACAGAUAAAGUAUGAAUCCAAGAAAAAAGUUCAAGUAGUGAAGAAUGGAGAACGGUGGUUUUUUCUUCCCGAUAUCAUGAGAACAGGAUUAAUGGAAUAUUGACCUGUUUUCAGCUCUGGUAAAGCCAAUGGAGUUCUUGCCACAGACUUCAACGGACUUUAGAUCAGGCUAGGAAAAAAUGGCUCAUUUCAUUUUUAAUUGACCUGAGCUCCCUUUGCUCUGCAUGCAUGACCCCUCAGUUCAGCUGUAUGGACAGGGCAGGAUUUUCAAAUCAUCGUGCUGAGACCUGUUCAUGAUCCUCAUGCCAAGAAGCCCUGCCUGGCGUGGUGGCCAGCAGAACUCACCUGCAUGUCACACAUUCAAUGGGCUUACUGUCUUCAACGUGCCCUUUGUAAAGAAUGAAACAUUUCUACCUGGACCAUAUCUGUUUGUUUGUUUGUUUUUUUGUUUGUUUUAAGCAUUCCCACCGUUUAAAUUGUUGUUAAUCGAUAUGCUUCUGGUGAGAUAUCACAGUAAUACAAGCAAAGCAACUUUAAGAGGAAAAAGACUCCAUGGAAGACCCUGAUGGUAUCUUCGCCCUGUGGCUCGAUUUCAGAGAUACUUUUUUCAUCGUGAGCUUCAAAUAUUUUAAUUUUUUUUUUCUCAUAGACAGAAGUCAGUAAUUCAGACAUACUUCAUUGCUGUUCCAGUCAUUUUUAGAAAGACUUGGAAGAAAAAUCAUGGUGGUUUGGUACCCAAAUCCCAUUGAUAUUUUUUUUGUAACAACAGGUGGCAGUUUGGGAACACAGAAAGUGGUAAAAAAAAAAUCA